CUGUCUCGGUAUAAUGAGCGAAGAUUUUACUUGAACAAUGGAAUAUUGCAACAUUAGCGGCGGCAUUGUUAUAAAUUUGGGGGAGGACGAGGUGCUGGUUGGCGCAAAUGUCGACCGCUCCUGCUGCUUCCCUUAACGGCCUUUGCCUCUCUUCCUCCCACCUCCGCCAGCCCUCUUCCGCCUCUUUCCGCCCCUCCAUCUCCGCCAGGCUCGGCUCUUCCAGCACUUCCCCCUCCCUCCCUACCCUCAUCCGGAACAAGCCCGUCCUCACCACCCCUGCUCCCGUCAUCAACCCCGUCAACUGGAGUGACGACAUGUCGGGGAAGGACUAUGAGGAGGCCAUCGAAGCCCUCAAGAAGCUUCUUCAUGAGAAGGGGGACCUGAAAGCCACAGCAGCAAUGAAGGUUGAGCAAAUAACAGCGGAGUUGCAGUCAACCUCAUCUGACGGCAAUCCCUUCAACCCUGUCGAGAGGAUCAAGGAAGGCUUCAUCCACUUCAAGAGGGAGAAAUACGAGAAGAACCCUGCCUUGUACGGUGAACUAGCUAAGGGCCAGAGCCCUAAGUUCAUGGUGUUUGCAUGCUCGGACUCUCGGGUCUGCCCGUCCCACAUCCUUCACUUCCAGCCCGGAGAGGCUUUCGUCGUCAGAAAUGUUGCUAACAUGGUCCCUCCCUAUGAUCAGACUAAGUACUCUGGAGUCGGAGCUGCCAUCGAAUAUGCAGUCUUGCACCUCAAGGUUGAAUACAUCUUUGUCAUCGGACACAGCGCCUGCGGUGGCAUUAAGGGGCUCAUGUCUUUCCCCUACGAUGGAAGCUCCUCAACUGAUUUCAUUGAGGACUGGGUCAAGAUCGGGGCGCCUGCCAAAGCCAAGGUCCUGUCUGCGCACCGUGACAAACCAUUCGGCGACCAGUGCACUAACUGCGAGAAGGAGGCCGUGAAUGUAUCGCUCGGGAACUUGCUGACAUACCCAUUCGUGAGGGACGGCCUGGUGAACAAGACGCUCGGCCUGAAGGGAGGCUACUACGACUUCAUUAACGGAUCAUUCGAGCUCUGGGGCCUCGAGUUCGGCCUGUCUUCCUCCUUCUCUGUGAAAGAUGUGGCCACAAUACUGCAUUGGAAGCUCUAUUGACACACAAUUGUGCUUAGAAGUGUAAAAGUCUUCCCCUCCCGUGCAUACGGAAGGUCGAUAGAGAGGGCUCGCUGCGUGCUUUCCGAGUCUUAAUCAAUAACAUGAACUGGGUUCUGCCCUGUAAAUAAAAUCUUUACUUAAAAUUAGUUUCUCCCCA
This is a messenger RNA of Punica granatum (pomegranate), 1284 nucleotides long. The record is from RefSeq and is a predicted model, not a curated record. Lineage: Eukaryota; Viridiplantae; Streptophyta; Magnoliopsida; Myrtales; Lythraceae.